Molecule: messenger RNA, 300 nt
Organism: Notodromas monacha
Lineage: Eukaryota; Metazoa; Arthropoda; Ostracoda; Podocopida; Cyprididae
Source: the annotation of a GenBank genome assembly
UUCUGCGUGUGUGUGUGUAGGUUCCAUGAGAGGAUGAUCCCUUCGCUGGAACAGAUUCCAUCUCAAGUUGGCUAUAUGGUGUUGAGUUUGGACGGCGCCAUUCUAAACUCUGGUGGUCAGUUGUCCAACUUGGAGAAUUUCGCGGAAAAAAUCUUGAAGCUUCUUCCUGCUUGUUGGGAUCUUGUGGAAACAACAGGUUGUCCUGAAACCAUCCAAACAAUUUCUGUGAAUUACAGCGGUUAUUCGUACAUCAUAGCAAAGUCGAACAAUCGGUUGCACGUUGUGAAGCGAGUGUUUUAA